Molecule: messenger RNA, 1046 nt
Organism: Rhincodon typus (whale shark)
Lineage: Eukaryota; Metazoa; Chordata; Chondrichthyes; Orectolobiformes; Rhincodontidae
Product: exostosin-2
Exons: 3
Coding region: 29-343 (104 amino acids)
Cellular component (GO): membrane
Molecular function (GO): glycosyltransferase activity
Source: RefSeq, a predicted model, not a curated record
GUGGUUCUGGGAAGCUUACUUUAAGUCAAUGAAAGCCAUCGCACUUGCUACUCUGCAAAUUAUCAAUGACAGAAUCUAUCCAUACGCUGCCAAGUCAUAUGAGGAUUGGAAUGAUCCAACUGUUGUGAAAGUGGUGAGUGUGAGCAAUCCUCUCUUCCUUCCACUCAUUCCACCUCGAUCGCAAGGCUUCACCGCUGUCGUCCUCACGUAUGACCGUGUUGAAAGUCUAUUCCGAGUGAUCACGGAAAUUUCUAAGGUGCCCAGCCUUUCCAAAUUGCUGGUUGUGUGGAACAAUCAGAAUAAGAGCCCCCCUGAAGGUGUUUUCUCCAAAUCAAUUACGUGAUGUUUAAUAGGAAAAGAAAAACUACUUUUCAAUUAUCGUCAAUAAAAUGUGGAGCUCCACAUUUUAUCAACUCUGACUUCCAGCAUCUGCAAUCCUUGCUAUCUCCUACUAUUCAAUUAUAAUGUGGUGUCACUCAACAGUAUCCUCUGUCACGCCAACAUCCCCCGUAUCAAGGCAUGAGUUCCAUUUGAUCACUGUACGGUCAGUUGGUAGACCACAUCAUCCCCUACAUGAUGUCCAAAACAAGCCCCUCUGCUCCAAGCUUCGCCACAGCAAGCAGUUUCGAGGAGGGCCAAGAAAAGGCUUCAAGGUCAUCCUCAAUGUCUCCCAGAAUAAAAAUGCAUUAUCACCACCAAUUGGUGGAAAUCUCUAAACCAAGACUUCCCAAAUCAGGGAAGAAGCCUCUGUAAAGCAGCCAGCUGUUUCAGACAUCUCUGACAGACCCAGUUAGAGGCCAGGCACAAACAGUGGAGUGUGUAAAGUCCGGAGCAAUUUCAGAAUUACACAAUGGAAGUUAAGACAUUCAACGUACUAAGAUUUCAUUGCAUCUUUCAAUGUUAAGAUAAUCUGCAUGUGUUCUGUCUUUAAAGAACACAAGUAUCUUAUUGAUCACAUAAAGUGGGUUUGCAAUCCAUGUGUAUACAUAUAUUUGUAUGACUAGAAAUAUUUAAAGGCUUAUGAUUAAAAAGUAGAUACUGAUAAA